AUAAUAAUACAGCCUCUGCAAAAACGGUGACGCUGAAAUCGAUAAGCAGACCGAACUCGACGGCGAGCAAAGGAAAGGAGGAGAAGGAAGAGAAGAGUCAGGUGAACGAGAGCGUACCUUUGGAGGACGAGUCAGGUGCGGACGAGGAGCAAGCGGCUGUUAAGAUCCAGGCGGCUUUCAGGGGACACAAGACGAGGAAAAGCAUGAAGCAGUCCGACAAACCUUCGAUCACCAAGACCGAGCCGGCGCCGGAACCGGAACCUACAAGGGAGCAACUCGAGGAAGAGUUCCGUGCAGAUGAUAAAGAGCUCUGCAAUGCCGCGACGAAGAUCCAGGCUUCAUUUCGCGGCCACAUGGCACGAAAAGUUAAGGAAGAAGGCAAACCCGACGAUGAAGGACCUAUCAGUAACGAGAACGCUGAGGAGCUGGAUAUCGACCUAACGGAUCCCGAGUUAAGCAAGGCCGCAGUUAAAAUACAGGCGUCGUUCCGGGGUCACAUGGCUCGCAAAGAUAACGAGGCCGAAAAGUGAAGAGAAGAGAGCUUCGACAUGCAUCCAAAACUCCACUCCGUAUAAAUUAUUAUGAUAAACAGUGCUGUUCUCGUAAUAAUAAUAAUAAUCUAUUAAAUUACAGCAA
Messenger RNA from Nicrophorus vespilloides, 636 nucleotides. It is a transcript of the gene igl, whose product is annotated as neuromodulin. The record is from RefSeq and is a predicted model, not a curated record. Lineage: Eukaryota; Metazoa; Arthropoda; Insecta; Coleoptera; Silphidae. Gene Ontology annotation, molecular function: calmodulin binding.